GUAACUGCCUGGACCCCUGGGCCUUAGCCACGACACUUGCCACGUUCCCUUCAUGCACAGAUCCUUCAGUUCUUUAUAGUUCUCCUCUCCACUCUCAAACGUCCCCACCCCCCACCCCUGCCUGAGAAGCGAAAACUUGCUCCGUUCGUUUAUAGUUUUAGAAAAUGCCAGGACUCACCCUUGGGGAUACUAUUCCCAACCUUGAAGUUGAAAGUACCCAUGGAGUUAUCAAGCUCCAUGAUUAUAUAGAUACCUGGACCAUUCUUUUCUCCCACCCAGGGGAUUUCACUCCAGUUUGCACCACUGAACUUGGCAAGAUGGCUGCUUAUGCUCCAGAGUUCAGUAAGAGAGGGGUUAAGCUGUUGGGUUUGUCCUGCGAUGAUGUUCUUUCCCACGUUGAGUGGAUUAAGGACAUUGAAGCAUACACCCCGGGAAGGAAGGUGACAUAUCCAAUUAUUGCAGAUCCUAAACGCCAGGUCAUUAAUCAACUCAAUAUGGUGGAUCCAGAUGAGAAAGACCCCUCGGGAAACAGUGUCCCAUCACGGUCUCUGCAUGUUGUGGGUCCUGAUAAGAAGAUCAAGCUAAGCUUUCUUUAUCCAGCGAGUACAGGCAGGAACAUGGAUGAAGUGAUAAGGGUCUUGGAAUCCCUGCAGAGGGCAUCAAAGCACAAGAUCGCGACUCCUGUCAAUUGGAAACCGGGUGAUCCAGUGGUAAUAUCUCCUGAUGUGUCUAACGAUGAGGCCAAAAGGAUGUUUCCGCAGGGAUACAAGACUGUUGACCUUCCCUCCAAGAAGGAAUACCUGCGACUCACCAAUGUCGACUAGACUCACCAACUAGUACUAGCUCAGGAAAAAUUAGGUGGUCUGUUUCCUAAUGUUAUUGUAUAGCCUCUGUUGCUACUUGGUAACACAAUUAUAUGUCGUCCCCCGUGUGGACUGCUUACUCGUGCUAGGAAGGAAAAUAAGGGCGUGUGGACUGCUUACUCGUGCUAGGAAGGAAAAUAAGGGCGUGUGGACUGCUUACUCGUGCUAGGAAGGAAAAUAAGGGGAGUUUAAAUAAAUUAUGUGAUUUUAAAAAUUCGUUUUACUUGUAAUAUUAUUUUCUUUCUUUUC
Messenger RNA from Manihot esculenta (cassava), 1112 nucleotides. RefSeq names its product 1-Cys peroxiredoxin. Gene Ontology annotation, biological process: cellular oxidant detoxification; cell redox homeostasis. Gene Ontology annotation, cellular component: mitochondrion; cytosol. The record is from RefSeq and is a predicted model, not a curated record. Gene Ontology annotation, molecular function: peroxiredoxin activity. Bases 165 to 824 code for a protein of 219 amino acids. NCBI's taxonomy places the organism in Eukaryota, Viridiplantae, Streptophyta, Magnoliopsida, Malpighiales, Euphorbiaceae. The transcript has 3 exons.